GUAAACACCGACAAGCCGAUUUUAUAAAACUCGAACGUUGAUCAGUGUUGUUCGAUCUUUUGACAGGAGGCACGAUUCCGUGUUUGAGGUGUAAAUGACACAGAUCUAACAGAACAGGUCAUGUCUACGAAAAAGGUAAAUGGAGUGCACACAGUGGACUUCACCACUCAGUCCUCCAUCAUGGAGACGAGGGGAUCGGUUAUCAGUGGUCACAAUGUGGUGUACUCUGUGGACGUGAGGAAGGGACCCUGCUGCUGUGGGCAGGUCACACAGAAACAAAUCCUUAAGGGAGUAGAUUGUAUAUUCAAACCUGGAAUGAAUGCCAUAUUGGGUCCAACAGGAAGUGGAAAGUCCUCACUUCUGGAUGUGUUGGCCGGUAGGAAAGACCCCAGCGGACUCCAAGGAGAGAUUCUGUUUGAUGGAGUUCCUCCCCCUGAAAAUUUUAAAUGCAUGGUUGGAUAUGUUGUACAAGAUGAUGUUGUCAUGGGAACAUUAACAGUCCGGGAAAAUUUCCAAUUCUCGGCAGCCCUUCGUUUGCCAUCAAACUUGACAAAGGCAGAUAGGGAUGAGCGAGUGAAUACAGUAAUACAAGAACUGGGCCUCUCCCACUGUGCGGACACAAAGGUAGGAAAUGAGUUUAUACGUGGAGUGUCAGGAGGAGAAAGGAAGAGGACCAACAUUGGAAUGGAGCUAAUUAUCUCCCCUCCUGUCCUGUUCCUUGACGAACCAACCACUGGGUUAGACGCCAACACUGCCAAUUCUGUCAUGUUGUUAUUGAGAAGGUUGGCAUUGAAGGGUCGGACUAUUAUCUUCUCUAUACACCAGCCCCGCUACUCUAUAUACAGACUUUUUGACACCCUUAUGAUGCUAUCCCUGGGAGAGGUUGUGUAUCACGGCCCGACGAAGGACUCCCUGGACUACUUCCACUCUAUAGGUUACACAAUACAGGAACAUAAUAACCCACCGGAUUUCUUCCUUGAUGUUAUCAGUGGAGACUUCAAUGUGGAUGUGGACACCUUAGAUCCAGAGAAAACUUCCACAGAUGAGGAGGAUGUUCAUGGUGCUCUUGUACAGAAAUUCAGACAAUCAAAUGUCAACGCAAAAGUUCAAAGUGAGGUGAAGGCUAUCUUUGAUGAAUAUCAGUCCAAAUUAACAAAGAAAGAGUUGGUAUCACUGCCACCUGUAGAAUACAACACAUCAUUCUUUACACAGCUUUUGAUCUGCUCAGGGAGAACCGUUAAGAAUAUAGCCAGGAAUCCCCAGACCUCCAUCAUGCAGCUGUUUGUGAUCCUAAUUUUUGCUGCCAUAGUUGGAGGGAUCUACUGGCAAAUAGAAAAUGACUGUAAAGCAGGGAUUCAGAACAGAGUUGGUGCUUUCUUUUUCAUUGUGAUGAACCAAGUGUUUGGAAAUCUAUCUGCAGUAGAAUUAUUUAUCAAGGAGAGGGCUAUAUUUAUGCAUGAGAACGUGAGUGGAUUUUACCGUGUGUCGGCUUACUUCUUCUCCAAGAUAUUCUGUGAUGUCAUUCCUAUGAGGUUGUUCCCUGUUGUCAUUUUUUCUGCUGUUACAUAUUUUAUGAUUGGUUUCACAGCAGAAGUGGACAAGUUCUUCAUCUACACCCUCAGUCUGUUUGCUGUUGCAAUGGCAGCCUCUGGUUUGGCUUUCUUCUUCAGCGCCCUGGUUAAGAUUUUCGCCAUUGCCAACUUGUGUAUUGCCUUAUGCUAUGUUUUUAUGAUGGUGUUCAGCGGUCUUCUGAUCAACAUAUCCUCUAUUGCGGAAUGGCUGAGGUGGAUCAAAUGGCUUAGCAUCUUCAGAUAUGGUCUCAAUGCUCUGAACAUCAAUGAGUUAAAAGACAAACACUUUGACAAUAGCACAGUGUGUGGGAACGAGUAUCUCAGUGAGCAGGGGAUCGAGUACGAGACAGACUUUGAUCUCUGGCAGAACAUCAUGGCUAUGUUAGUGUUUUCUGCCUUCUUUUUAAUCCUAACUUACGUAAGACUGGCCACAAUGAACAAGUUAAAAUAAUUCCCACAGAAGACCAAACAAUCAGGCUACGUAUAAAAGACCCAAAAAUGGACCAAAUGUCUGAAGGUGCAUUUAAAAAUGUGACUGUCAAAGAUUAUAAUGCGUGAUUAAGAGUCCCUGGUGAGAAUGUAAAAUAUCUUUGAUGUGCCAAUUCAUUUUUUAUCAAGCUCAUUUUUCUCUUUAAAGUGUUAUUUUAUCAUAAGAUAUGAGGAGCCAUAGAUCCAAACGGAUAUCUGUAGGAACAGAUUAUGUUUAGAUUAAUUUUAUGAAUAAUGAAGAUUUUAGUUUAGAAGUUAUAGUUUGAGGUUUUCAGACAAUCAGACUGGGUCAUUCAAUAUACAUAUGCAAAUACAUAUCAAGAAA
Molecule: messenger RNA, 2385 nt
Organism: Saccostrea cuccullata (small rock oyster)
Lineage: Eukaryota; Metazoa; Mollusca; Bivalvia; Ostreida; Ostreidae
Product: broad substrate specificity ATP-binding cassette transporter ABCG2-like
Exons: 19
Coding region: 121-2022 (633 amino acids)
Biological process (GO): transmembrane transport
Cellular component (GO): plasma membrane
Molecular function (GO): ABC-type transporter activity; ATP hydrolysis activity; ATP binding
Source: RefSeq, a predicted model, not a curated record